Molecule: messenger RNA, 801 nt
Organism: Trifolium pratense (red clover)
Lineage: Eukaryota; Viridiplantae; Streptophyta; Magnoliopsida; Fabales; Fabaceae
Product: 28 kDa heat- and acid-stable phosphoprotein-like
Exons: 8
Coding region: 115-603 (162 amino acids)
Cellular component (GO): cytosol
Molecular function (GO): RNA binding
Source: RefSeq, a predicted model, not a curated record
AUCAUCAACUUUUGUUGUGAAACUACAAACUUGAAUAGAAAGAACGAAAAUUUGAUUCAAACAUCAUUGUUGGUAUCGUCGUAGGUAACAUAGCAUUUGGUAGAAGAAUUCAAAAUGGGAAGAGGAAAAUUCAAGAGCAAGCCCACCGGUCGCCGCCAGUUUUCCACCCAGGAAGACCUCCUUGCUGGAACCUCUACUCGUCCUCGAACUUUUAGACAGAAAGAAGCUGAGAAUGAAGAGGAACCUGAGGUAGUAUCUGGGGAUGAAUCUGGAGAAGAAUCUGAUGGAGAAACCAAAAAGAAAAAAGGAACUCAAGGGAUUAUUGAGAUUGAAAAUCCUAACUUGGUAAAGCCAAAGACCUUGAAAGCUAGAGACGUUGACGUUGAAAAGACAACCGAACUUUCAAGGCGUGAAAGAGAGGAGAUAGAGAAACAUAAAGCUCAUGAACGCUAUAUGAGGUUGCAAGAGCAAGGAAAAACAGAUCAAUCAAAGAAGGAUUUAGAACGAUUAGCUCUUAUACGUCAACAAAGGGCAGAAGCUGCAAAAAAGAGAGAUGAAGAGAAAGCUGCCAAAGAGAAGAAGAAGGCUGAAACACUCAAGUGAAUGUCGUGUGACCUAAUCUUACUCCAAUCAGUAGGAUGAAUAUAUUAUAUACUCUCACUACUCUUAAAUAUUGUGUCCAUUUAGCUUUAUAAUGGAUCGUAUACGGCGAUACCAUUCCAAGUCGGUAACAUGUAAUGAAACUAUCCCAGCAUCAUGUGGCUUGAAAUCUUUGAUUAAAUAAACACUUUUCUUCAUGUA